Molecule: messenger RNA, 2492 nt
Organism: Corythoichthys intestinalis (scribbled pipefish)
Lineage: Eukaryota; Metazoa; Chordata; Actinopteri; Syngnathiformes; Syngnathidae
Product: gastrula zinc finger protein XlCGF8.2DB-like
Exons: 2
Coding region: 350-1474 (374 amino acids)
Biological process (GO): regulation of DNA-templated transcription
Molecular function (GO): DNA-binding transcription factor activity, RNA polymerase II-specific; RNA polymerase II cis-regulatory region sequence-specific DNA binding
Source: RefSeq, a predicted model, not a curated record
UAAAAACAAUUUUCUGAGCCUUCAAAAUUGCGUCAUUGGUGGUUAGGACUCAAAUUCCGAUUUGUUUACUGUAUUGAUUGAACAUUUUUGGAGUCCAGUGAUUUGAAGUAGUUUAGGUUCCAAACGCUUCAACAGAUUACACUGAAAUUUCAGCGUCUGAACAUUUCCACUUCCGGCUCACGUGACGCAACGUCCGUGUCCCCUCGUCACACUUGCAGUGUUUUCGUGUUCCCUUCUCCGAACCAAACAAACUCCUUCAACUCACCCUCAUCGGUCUCCUGCAGAUGUCACUGAAGAAGAUCUUCACCCUGAGAUACACCAUCCCCUCCACUUUAAACAGUAGUCGGAGAUGUUGUACAUCCAACAGGAAGCGGAGCCAGUCACUCCCUACAUUAAAGAAGAACAGGAAGAUGAAAUCAUCGCAGUGACCGUCGGUGUGAAGAGCGAAGAAGAUGAAGGUUUAAGUGAAGAGAGCGGAGCAGCGAAACAUUCGAGCGACAGCUCAUUUCAGCACCUAACAACAAAAGAAGAGGGACGAUCGCAACCGGACGGCCUCUUAGCUCCGCUCUCGGACAGCGACGACGUAACGUCACACUCUUCUGACAUUAACACUGAUGAGGAGGAUGAUGACUUUGACCAAAAUGCUUGGAAAUCCUUGAACAAGUCAUCAUUGAAAAGAAGUGCAAAAGAAUGUACGGGUGGGAAACCGUUUCCCUGCACACUUUGCAACAAAGGAUUUUCACAGAAGUAUCAUUUAGAAGUGCAUAAACGUACGCACACUGGAGAAAAGCCUUUUGUCUGCGCUUGUUGUGGUAAAAGAUUCAACGAGAACAAAAAUUUAAAGAGACACGCAAGAACACAUAGUGGAGAGAAGCCUUUCACCUGCUCACUUUGCGAUAAAAGAUUUUCUCAGAAAACACUGUUAGAAAGUCACACCCGUAAACACACUGGGGAAAAGCCUUUUGUCUGCACAUGUUGUGGUAAAAGAUUCACCGAGAAGAGAAAUUUAAACAGACAUGCAAGAACACAUACUGGAGAAAAGCCUUUCGCAUGCUCCUUAUGUGAGAAAAGAUUUUAUUUUCAGUCUCAGUUGACAAGACACAUGCUUACACAUACCGGAGAAGAGCCUUUUGUCUGCACAUGUUGUGGUAAAAGAUUCACAGAGAAGAUAAAAUUAAACAGACACGCAAGAACACACAAUGGAGAAAAGCCUUUUUUCUGCACAUUUUGUGGUAAAAGAUUCGCUGAGAAGGGAAAUUUAAUCCAACACACAGACAUACACAGUGGAGAAAAGACUUUUGGCUGUUUACUUUGUGGCAAAAGAUUCACACAGAAGGCACAUUUAAACAAACACACAAAAACACACGCUGGAGAGAAACCUUUAGGUUGUUCAAUUUGUGGUAAAAAAUUCACCCGCCAGGCAGAUUUACUAUCGCACGCAAGAAGCCACACUGGGGGAAAGCCUUUGAAUUGAAGUGUUUUACGAGAUGUUCAAAUUCCUGCCACGCAUUUUCAGUGGAAAAAACUUCCAUUUUCUCACUUUCCCAUGAGCUUCUUUUGAAAAAGUUGAAAUGAUUUUGCAGGUUUCACCACCAUCAAAUAUUCUUGAUUUUUUUCUUCUUUUUAAUCAAAUGAAUUUGGUUAAGUUUAGGUUAGGUUACUUCAUAUCAAGCUUGAUCUUCUGUUCUCUUUUAUAUUAGGACUUUUCUGCUACUUUGAUUGAUUCAGAUUUCGCUUUUAUCCCCUCUAUUUGUUGCUUUUGUAAACUUUUGUCAUCUGACCUUGAGCGUCUUGAAAGGCACUUUGAAAUAACACUCAUUACACUGGUCAACAGUCAAAUUUGUACAUGAAAUAUUUAUACUAUUUGUAGCUAAAUUGAGGUCAUUGCAAGUGUCAGAAUAUUGAAAUUUUGUUUCUUAUUUGCGAGUUCAUACAGUUUAUAUGUUCUAAAUGAGAAUAUUUUGAUAUAGCAAUGCAAUAUUUCCUAAAGGACACAAAAGCUGAUAUAUCCUAGAACAUUUUUUUCCCAAUAGUAGGCCUGUGUUAAUAUUUGAAAAGCUUUGAUGCUGCUGAUCUUUUGUUUAUUGUCCAGUUUCCAAACAAUUUAAAUGGUUUCUGGGAAGACUUCUUUAUUCGUGUUGUGCAUUGUAUAUUUUCCACUCGGAUUCAUGAUAGAAUUACUUGACCUUUUUGUUUUGAUACUAUUCAUUUUCCCCCGUAAUUCCUCUAUUGUGAACCAUUUUAGAGCUCAUCUCUAUUCAAUUUAAAAAUCAACAUUAGAUGUUGACGAUGUGUAGUCUGUUUGUAUUUUGCAAUAAUUUAGUUUUUAUUACCAUUGUAGUAAUUUAUCAAUUCAUAUACAGCAUGGGAAAAAACUCAAAAUAUUAUUUUCUGAAAAUUUUGAAGCAGUGUUAACACUUUACUGCCUGCAAUAUGAAGCAAUUGUCAGAAAAUCAAAAAAUUUGAAAAAUAAGGUCUUAAACCUAAACCUU